UGUAAUUGCUUUGGCAUGCCAAGUCGUCUUCUUGGGUCUCUGUUCCAAUCUCCUGCAGUUUGAACUAAAAUCGCUGUGUGAUUCUCUGAACAGAGAAAUAUUCUCCCUCUCGUCAGUUCCUCGUCCCUGCGUGGGUCAUAAGCAGUCCCGUUUUACUGCAGUUCAAGAUGGCUUUGGUUGUGAUCUGUGGUCAACCUUGUAGUGGGAAAUCAACGGCUGCAGCCUGCUUGUCUAAAGCUCUUCAAGAAGUAGAAUCUAAGCCAUCAGUCAGGAUCAUCGAUGAAUCUUUCUUUCACCUCAAUCGUAACGAAAGCUAUGCUAACAUGCCUGCUGAGAAGAAUCUAAGGGGGGUUCUGAGAUCUGAAGUUGAUAGAUCAUUGUCGAGAGAUAAUAUCAUCAUAGUGGAUUCUUUAAACAACAUAAAGGGUUACAGAUACGAGCUAUGGUGUUUGGCUCGUGCAGCAGGCACUAGAUACUGUGUUGUGCACUGUGAUGUUGAAGAAGCCUAUUGUCAAAAAUGGAAUGAAGAACGCAGAAACAAGUCGGAGCCUGCUUAUGAUGAUAAAAUAUUUGAUGAUCUGGUAAGACGGUUUGAGAGGCCGGAUAGCAGAAAUCGUUGGGAUUCACCAUUGUUUGAGUUAUGGCCCUCUAGAGAUGGGAUUGAAAAAUCAUCUGCUGCUAUAGUAGAUGCUGUUACAUACCUCACGAAAAAGGUAGACUCCAAAACCAGGGAUGUCAGAGUUUUACAGCCUACUAUUGCAACACAAAGUGCGCGGGUAACAGAGGCCAAUUCUCUCUACGAGAUGGAUAGAGCGACUCUAGAGGUAAUGAAUAUGAUUAUAGAAGCACAAUCCCUUGCUAUGGGUGGCCCUCUCAACGGUGUGUCUCUUGGACCUGGCUUACCGAGUAUUGAUAUUUCGAGACCUAUUGGUUUGCCCGAGCUGCGGAAGCUCAGACGAACUUUUAUUAAAUUAACUGGGCAAUCAAGCUUGAGUGGCCCACCACCACCUUCAGAUGCUGAUAGUGCAAAGAGGAUGUUUGUGGAUUACUUGAACAGAGAAUUAGGAAAUGGUUAAAAUAAGAUGUGGACGGCAGGAUAAUAGUCCAGGGAGAACUUCAUUACUAUGUCAUGUUUUUCAGUUUUUGCGUACACUACCAUCCAUUCCUCAACUAAGACGUGUUUUAGUUUGAAAGUUAUCUGCUGGAGAGAUUUUCUUUGUCUUGCCUGGUUUCUGGUAGCAAUAGUAUGGAGCAACCAGACAAGAAGGGGGAACGAGCUCUCGUUGACUGCCAUGGCGGACUUAGAUCUUGAAGUUGCUCUGCUUACAUGUAUCUUUUCCUGCAUUUUCUUUCUAGCAUUACGGUUUGUGAACUCACGCUCACUGCUUAACAAUAAAUUGAUGCCAUUGCUUCCUCCUGCAUAUUUACGAGGCUAUCAGAUUAUUGUUCGACUCCCAACUACACAAGGGCUUUGCACGGAAGAAUAAUCACCGAAAAACUCGUCCAAGUUUGUAAGGUUUUCAAAGAAGAACCUCUUACUAUUUCGCUUUUUCUCCCUUUAGAGA
This is a messenger RNA of Sesamum indicum (sesame), 1565 nucleotides long. Its product is annotated as KTI12-like, chromatin associated protein. Lineage: Eukaryota; Viridiplantae; Streptophyta; Magnoliopsida; Lamiales; Pedaliaceae. The record is from RefSeq and is a predicted model, not a curated record.